Messenger RNA from Fusarium falciforme, 1101 nucleotides. RefSeq names its product Zn(2)-C6 fungal-type domain-containing protein. Bases 1 to 1101 code for a protein of 366 amino acids. The record is from RefSeq and is a predicted model, not a curated record. The transcript is spliced from 2 exons. NCBI's taxonomy places the organism in Eukaryota, Fungi, Ascomycota, Sordariomycetes, Hypocreales, Nectriaceae.
AUGAUUCACCAGCCUUCCAACCAGUCCAUGUUUGCUCACGCCUUCAUCAAUGAGUUCAUCUCGUUCAUCACGGCGAGGAACGAACAGGCCCGUCGUCAAUCUUGGCUUACAGAGCUACAAAGCGGAUCUAUGGCAGAACAAGGGCCUGCUCUCGAACUGUCGAUGCAGGCGACGGCUUUGGCAUAUUGCGGGACUGUCUCGGGCAAUCCAGCUGCUGUCAGAGAGGCCUGUAACAUCUACGGCAGAGCCCUCACGAAGCACUCAAGGUCCCUCACUCAUGACUUGAGUUCACCCAAAGCGGCAUCUCUCGGGACUUGUGUGAUGCUCUCCUUUUUUGAAGCUAUCUGCUCUACGAACCCUGUUGCAUACGGCACGCACCUUCAGGCAGCGAAGAAGAUGCUCGCCCUUAUGCCGUGUGCGGCUGGCCAUAAAGAUGAGUUGGUCAUCUGGCAACUGGGCCAACACUUGUUCGUCAUGCUUGCAACACCGGAUCAAUAUCUACAACAUGAACCAGUGCCAUCCCGCUGGACGAAGAUGACUCAAGCCGAGGAACACCCCGCGACGAGCCAGCAGGGUGUUGACCGUCUGAUGUAUGAUCUCUUCUAUCUCACAGACGUGCUUGUGCGGACAUCAUACGCUACAAAAACCGACACACUCUUGAAUCCAGACCUAAGUCUUGAGAUCGACCAAUUAUGGUUCGAGUUCCAGGAGCAGGCCACGCAACUAGGAGAGCUUGUCCUGUGGCCAGUCCCAUCUGGAGCGCGAUACCAUGACCCAUUCAUUGCCAUGGUAGUCGCCUACUUUGGAGCUUCUUGGGUCCUGCUUAGUAUUCUCGAGCCUCAUAUAUCUUCCCGUGAGCUACGGGACUCGUGCCACGCGAUCCUCGAGUCAUCUUGCUUCCUUGGGGGUAAAAACCUAGGGUGUGCCCAUCUACGCAUGUUCUUCCCUUUGACUCUUGUUGCCAUGUAUGGCCCUUACAGUGAACAGAGGGAAGCAGCAGAUAGGCUAUUGGGGCAGCGGAUCCGGAACACGGCUUUCAAAGGCAUGGGGUCGGUCGCUAUUAGCCGGGUGCAGUCUGGUAGAAUGGUAUACCAUGGAUAA